Molecule: messenger RNA, 588 nt
Organism: Podarcis lilfordi (Lilford's wall lizard)
Lineage: Eukaryota; Metazoa; Chordata; Lepidosauria; Squamata; Lacertidae
Source: the annotation of a GenBank genome assembly
AUGAGCCGAAGUUGCAAACCAAAUGUGCACCCGAUCGGCGUUCAGUGUAAUGUAGGGGAACGUGAGAACGUCUUGGAACCGCGUGUCAAUGUUUGUGGGAACAGGAACCACGUUCUCAGGGGUGCCCGAGAAAUGCCAGGAAUUCAGCCAGUCGUGAGGUCUCGGUUCCUCGGGAGGUAAGUCCUUGGGGCUUACGUAAUUCCUGGCGGGCCUUGCGGGACAAUCCUGCGCACAUUUUACUAAGUGAAAAAGCCCCAGUAAAAAUAUCUGUCGGGCUUAUUUCAGAGUAUCCAAAAGCUGAGGUCAUUAGGCUGGUGUCAUGAGCUGCGUUGGAUGCAGCUCAUCUUCCCUCUAACGAAACAAUCAGAGCACCGCGAGAUGCUGAUGCCAAGGUGCAAAAUCAUUGGGUGCGAUCCUAAACGCAUCUACUUGGCAGCAAGUUCCACGGAAGCGGUGGCCGUUCUUGCAAAGGAGCGUGUUUGGGAUUGUCUCCUCGAGCCCCUUGAUUCCGUGGGACUUACUCUGAAGUACUGUAAACAUGCGUGGAUCCGCCUGCGCGUGACUUGCGCGUUUCCUUUCCCAGCGUAA